This is a messenger RNA of Thalassophryne amazonica, 2607 nucleotides long. It is a transcript of the gene ero1b, whose product is annotated as endoplasmic reticulum oxidoreductase 1 beta. Gene Ontology annotation, biological process: protein folding in endoplasmic reticulum. Gene Ontology annotation, cellular component: endoplasmic reticulum membrane; endoplasmic reticulum. Gene Ontology annotation, molecular function: thiol oxidase activity; FAD binding; protein-disulfide reductase activity. The record is from RefSeq and is a predicted model, not a curated record. NCBI's taxonomy places the organism in Eukaryota, Metazoa, Chordata, Actinopteri, Batrachoidiformes, Batrachoididae.
CGAAACAUAAACAUUGAGUUGUUUUGUCGAACUUGACGGUGAAGAGAAGCUGCGGACGGACUGAAAGGUCUCAGGUCCGGUUCUGAGGGACGACCUGAUGUGUCUUCAGGACGUUUGGAUGUCUAAAGAGCCGCAUGAGGAGCCUCAGAAAGCGCACUGAUCCGGUUCCGACCAGAAGCCUGACGUUAGCCCGCGGAGGCUAAACUCAGACAUCCUGAAGCUAAACGCUGUCAUCCUUCAUUUUUUCACGUUGUAUCUCCGUCAGAAUUCUUCCUCUGACAGUGAGUGAUGUGGAAAAUCACCUUAACGUCGUUCGCUCUGCUUCUUUUGUCCUGGUUUAUUGGCAACUUUGUUCUGCAUCGGUUUCAACAAAACGGCGAAAAAGCCCAAAGUGAGGAUUCGAGCGGAACCUCGUCCGCGGAGAGUCCAGACCAGAGCUGCUUCUGCCACCUGACUGGGGUCCUGGACGACUGCUUCUGUGACAUCGAAAGCAUUGACGUUUUCAACAACUUCAAGAUUUACCCACGCAUAAAGAAGCUGACGGACAGGGACUACUUCAGAUAUUACAAGGUAAAUCUGAAGCGUCCCUGUCCUUUCUGGCGAGAUGGACACUGCUCCAUCAAAGACUGCCAUGUGGAGGCCUGCCCAGAGAGUAAGAUUCCGGUGGGCAUCAAGUCCGGAAACUACAACAAGUACUCACAAACAGCCAACUCCGUGUCGGACGUGCGCGAGUGUGAGCAGGUGAAGGAGCUGGGUGCCAUCAACAGCACGCUGAGUAACCAGAGCAAAGAGGCGUUUGCUGACUGGGCGAGACACGACGACGCUCAGGAUCACUUCUGCGAACUUGACGAUGAAACGUCUCCUGACGCCGAGUACGUGGAUCUGGGGCUGAACCCAGAGCGGUACACGGGAUAUAAAGGUCCUUCAGCCUGGAGAGUCUGGAACAGCAUCUACGAGGAAAACUGCUUCAAGCCUCGCUCUGUGUAUCGACCUCUGAACCCUCUGGCUCCAAGCAGAGGAAAUGAUGACGGAGAGGGUUUCUACAAGUGGCUCGAAGGCUUGUGUCUGGAGAAGAGGGUUUUCUACAGACUUAUCUCCGGCCUCCACAGCAGCAUCAACAUCCACCUGUGUGCCGACUACCUGAUCGACGAGGGGUGGGGCAGGUCAGUGUGGGGUCCAAACGUUCAGGAGUUCCGCCGCCGCUUUGAUGCGGCAGAGAUCAAAGGCGAGGGCACCAGGCGGCUGAAGAACCUCUACUUCCUGUACCUAAUCGAGCUGCGGGCGCUCUAUAAAGUGGCGCCAUACUUUGAACGAGCCUUCAUUAACCUGUACACUGGAAACGCCCCAGAGGACAGUGCCACCAAGGACCUGCUGCUCCAGCUCUUCAAUGAGAUCAAAGCUUUUCCAAUGCACUUUGACGAGAAGUCCAUGUUUGCUGGACGCAAAAUGGAAGCUAAAACAUUAAAGGAGGAAUUCCGGCUACAUUUCAAGAACAUCUCUCGGAUCAUGGACUGCGUGGGCUGCAGUAAAUGUCGGCUGUGGGGGAAGCUGCAGACUCAGGGUCUGGGCACUGCUCUGAAGAUCCUUUUCUCUGAGAAAGAGAUCCAGAACCUUCCGGAACACACCCCCUCCAAAGGCUUCCAGCUGACACGGCAGGAGAUCGUGGCCUUCCUCAAUGCCUUCGGCAGAUUGUCCACCAGUAUACAUCACCUCCAUAACUUCCGUCAGCUCUUGAAGGAGAACAGGUAGCAGAUGCUCCACCCGGACAGUAGGUGGUGCCAGCCUGCAGAAACUGCUUUUGCCUGCCUUUGUGGGGGACAUCAGGAUCAGAAGUCGCUGGUCAGUCUGCUUUUUUUUUGUUUGUUUUUGAGGGUUUUUUUUUUCCCUCACCCUCACAUUCUGUUUGUCUGGAAGUUUGGAAUGUUUUUGGUUGUCAUUUUUUCUUAUGAAUUCUUUAUAAAAACUCCACCUGAAGCUUUUUCUGGUUGCAGAAUGAUUUUUUUUUAUUUUUAUAAAUGUCCUGAGGACUGGACACUGGAAAGCAGGACAUUAGUGAGUUAGAGGCUUUGGACAGUGUGGAGCAAAGAGUGAAGCAUUGUGGGAUUGUGUGCGAACCCCAAGAACCCUCAGAGUCCAUGUGGACUCCUGGAACCUUUGAAGCACUCGUGGAAACUGCUGACUGCUAUGUCUCUGGUGGUGCUGACACCAUCUCUCACUGCCAAGCAAACUUUCCCUCUGUGACCCGGAGCCAGGGCUCAGGACCGCCGCGGGUUUGAUACUUUCUUGCUGUAUCAGGGCGUUACAAUGUGCACAUAAGCUAGCAGGCGUGGCGUGGAAUGCUUCCAUGAGCCUCAGACGUGCUGAUGGAAACUUUACACGUUUUGAUUUUGCUCAUUUGUGCAGAACUCGGACAGAAUCUGAAGCUCACUCCAGAAUAAUUAGAUUGUUCAGGUUGUACAAAAUCUGAGUUCUCAUUUCAGCAGUGAGAUGGCGGCGAGGUCACCGUGGACUGAAACGUCGAACCAAGACCCUUCUGCUCUGGAAACAAGCACCAAAACAGUUUGGCCGCCGCACUGCCCAUUACUCGUGUUUAAUCUCAAAGUGUGG